Messenger RNA from Oryza sativa Japonica Group (Japanese rice), 2098 nucleotides. The record is from RefSeq and is a predicted model, not a curated record. NCBI's taxonomy places the organism in Eukaryota, Viridiplantae, Streptophyta, Magnoliopsida, Poales, Poaceae.
AUUGAUAGCAUCCGCAUGCUCCCCUCUCCAUUUCUCUCCUCACACACACCUCUCCUUCACCCUAACCUUUUCUUUUUCCUCUUGCAACAGUUGCUUCUACCUUGUGUUGCUCCCUCCCUUUCCCCUCCACCUCUCUUGCUUGGUUUGCUUCCUCAAAAUCUCUAUCCAAAUCCCUCCUCCUCACCUUCCUGCGCCUGAAAAGUUGGGGCCAAUCCGGCGCUUUUAUCUGGUGGUGAUAAGCUGCACAUGAGAUCAUGAGCUCCGAGGACUCGCUCAAAUCCUUGUCGCUUGACUACCUCAACCUGCUCAUCAAUGGCCAGGCCUUCAGCGACGUCGCCUUCAGCGUCGAGGGCCGCCUCGUGCACGCCCACCGCUGCGUGCUGGCGGCGCGGAGCUUGUUCUUCAGGAAGUUGUUCUGCGGGCUCGAUCCGAAUCACCAGCCGCCGCCGCCGCCACCGCCGCCGUUAAACUGGCCGACGGCGGGGGGAGGCGGCGGCGGCUCUGGUGGUGGAGGGCGUGGCGGCGCCGGUGGUGGUGGAGGAGCGCCUGCCACGCCGGAGCUUGUCAUCCCCGUCAGCUCGAUCCGGUACGAGGUGCUCGUGCUCGUGCUGCAGUUCCUGUACAGCGGGCAGGCGUCGGUGGCGGCGCCCAAGAGCGGGCCGCUCCCGGGGUGCGGCGCCCGGGGUUGCUGGCACACGCGGUGCGGCGCCGCCGUCGACCUCGCCCUCGACACGCUCGCCGCCGCGCGCUCCUUCGGCGUCGAGCAGCUCGCCCUGCUGGUUCAGAAGCAACUGGAGAGCAUGGUGAAGGAGGCGUCGGUGGACGACGUGAUGAAGGUGCUGAUGGCGUCGCGCAAGUUCGAGAUGCAGGAGCUGUGGGCGACUUGCUCCCACCUCGUCGCGCGCUCCGGCCUCUCCGCCGAUCUCCUCGCCAAGCACCUCCCCAUCGAUGUGGUGGCCAAGAUCGAGGAGAUCCGCGCCAAGUCGCCGCUCGCCGCGGCGGCCGCGCCGCGCUCGCCGUUCCUGACGCACCACUACCUCCCCAUGAACCCGGCGUCCUCCGCGGCGGACCGCGACAACAAGAUCCGGCGCAUGCGGCGCGCCCUCGACGCCGCCGACAUCGAGCUCGUCAAGCUGAUGGUCAUGGGCGAGGGCCUGGACCUCGACGACGCGCUCGCCGUGCACUACGCCGUGCAGCACUGCAACCGCGACGUCGUCAAGGCGCUGCUCGAGCUCGGCGCCGCCGACGUCAACUCCCGCGCCGGCCCGACAGGCAAAACCGCCCUGCACCUUGCGGCGGAGAUGGUCUCCCCGGACAUGGUGUCCGUGCUCCUCGACCACCACGCCGACCCGAACUCCAGGACGCUCGACGGCGUCACGCCGCUCGACGUGCUCCGCAGCCUCACCUCCGAGUUCCUCUUCAAGGGCGCCGUGCCGGGGCUGACGCACAUCGAGCCCAACAAGCUCAGGCUCUGCCUCGAGCUCGUGCAGUCGGCGGUGAUGGUGACCACGCGCGACGACGGUGCGCCUGUCACCGGAGGCGAGGCCGGCGGAAGCGACGGCGGCAACUUCCCGCGGAGCGACGCCGACGACAGCUUGGUGAGCCUGACGAUGAACUCGACGCUAAUGUACCAGGGCCAGGAAAUGGCGGCGGCCGUGGCCGCCGGCGAGGGGAGGAAAAGCAACAACGGCCGAGGGAGCCCGCCGCCCGCCAUGUACUUCCCCAAUGGCUUCGCAUAAGUAAUAUUAUUCCCUAUCCUUCUCUUCUACUAGCCGUGUUGAGAUUUGUGGGGUUAUGCAUGGUUGACAAGAUGAGCAGCAAAUGGUGUAGCUAGCUACUAUAUAGCUAGGAUAAAUGGGCAACAAUUUAGUGGUAUUUGAUGUGGAUUGUUCGAUCUUUCGCAUGAUUGAUUCGCUUGCGCGCGCAGCAAACUGUUGCAUGCUAGCUAAUUUGUUCAAAAAGUUUCAAACCAUCAAGCAAUGUUCAUCUUGUAAUAUUGGAGCUGUAGUCUCCAAUGUGAUCGAUCCACCAGGAGAUGAGCAUAUGCUCGAUCCAGCUGCAGCUACUAGUGUUGAUGGCCUGAAGAAGAGGAUUUUUA